AUGAGACAAGGACUUAUAAAAGCCAAGCCUGGUAUUCUGGCACCGACCCUGAGCCGCAUCUCCGUCGCGCCACGCGCGACCGCGUUCACGUCAGCCCACCUAUCCACAAUCACCUCACAACCUUCGACGGGCGAAAACACCUCAAGCAUGGCGCAACACCAAGCGACAUCAUCACAAGACCCAACAGUCGCCAAUCAGAAACACAAGAAGACCAUGAAAGAGUUGGAUGAGGAACUGCGAUUGAAGCUUGAGGGUAUGUCGGGUGAAGGAGGCGCCGCCGGCGUUGAAUAUGAGAACGGAAAGGCGGAGGGUUUGAAGAGAGGGGUCAAGUCCAACAUGUUCCGGGUCAUUUAG
Molecule: messenger RNA, 354 nt
Organism: Colletotrichum karsti
Lineage: Eukaryota; Fungi; Ascomycota; Sordariomycetes; Glomerellales; Glomerellaceae
Exons: 1
Coding region: 1-354 (117 amino acids)
Source: RefSeq, a predicted model, not a curated record